AUGUUGUCCGCCAAGUCCGCGCUUCGCACGCUCCGCACGCGCAGCGUCGCCGCCGCGCGUUUCAACUCCACCAAGGUGCAAGGCCAAGUGAUCGGUAUCGAUCUGGGUACUACCAACUCGGCCGUCGCGGUCAUGGAGGGCAAAGUGCCCAAGAUCAUCGAGAACGCGGAAGGUGCCAGAACCACUCCAUCCGUUGUGGCGUUCACCAAGGACGGCGAGCGCUUGGUCGGUAUUCCAGCCAAGCGCCAAGCCGUCGUCAACCCGGAAAACACUCUCUUUGCCACCAAGCGUUUGAUCGGUCGCCGUUUCGAGGACGCCGAGGUCCAGAGAGACAUCAAGCAAGUGCCUUACAAGAUCGUCAAGCACUCCAACGGCGACGCCUGGCUCGAGGCCCGUGGCCAGACCUACUCUCCUUCCCAGAUCGGUGGUUUCGUUUUGAACAAGAUGAAAGAGACCGCCGAAGCUUACUUGGGCAAGAACGUGAAAAACGCGGUCGUCACCGUGCCCGCUUACUUCAACGACUCCCAAAGACAGGCCACCAAGGACGCUGGUCAAAUCGUGGGCUUGAACGUGCUCCGUGUCGUCAACGAGCCUACCGCCGCUGCUUUGGCGUACGGUCUUGAAAAAUCCGACACCAAGGUCGUUGCCGUCUUCGAUUUGGGUGGUGGUACUUUCGAUAUUUCCAUCUUGGACAUCGACAACGGUGUCUUCGAAGUCAAGUCCACCAACGGUGACACUCACUUGGGUGGUGAGGACUUUGACAUUUUCUUGCUAAGAGAAAUCGUCCAAGCCUUCAAGAAGGAAUCCGGCAUCGACCUACAGAACGACCGUAUGGCCAUCCAAAGAAUCAGAGAGGCCGCCGAAAAGGCCAAGAUCGAGUUGUCUUCCACCGUGGCCACCGAGAUCAACUUGCCUUUCAUCACGGCCGACGCCUCCGGUCCUAAGCACAUCAACAUGAAGUUCACCAGAGCUCAAUUCGAAUCUCUCACCGAGCCUCUCAUCAAGAGGACCGUCGACCCAGUCAAGAAGGCCUUGAAGGACGCCAACUUGAGCACUUCCGAUGUCUCGGACGUUAUCCUUGUCGGUGGUAUGUCUAGAAUGCCAAAGGUUGUUGAAACCGUCAAGCAGCUAUUCGGCAAGGAGCCUUCGAAGGCCGUCAACCCAGACGAAGCCGUCGCUAUUGGUGCCGCCAUCCAAGGUGCCGUCUUGGCCGGUGAAGUCACCGACGUCUUGUUGUUGGAUGUCACCCCAUUGUCUCUCGGUAUUGAAACUUUGGGUGGUGUCUUUACCAGAUUGAUCCCAAGAAACACUACCAUUCCAACCAAGAAGUCCCAAAUCUUUUCUACUGCCGCUGCCGGUCAAACUUCUGUUGAAAUCAGAGUUUUCCAAGGUGAAAGAGAGUUGGUGAGAGACAACAAAUUGAUUGGUAACUUCACUUUGUCCGGUAUCCCACCUGCUCCAAAGGGUGUUCCUCAAAUCGAAGUCUCCUUCGACAUUGACGCCGAUGGUAUCAUCAACGUCUCUGCCAGGGACAAGGCUUCCAACAAGGACGCUUCCAUCACCGUUGCUGGUUCUUCUGGUCUUUCUGACUCUGAAAUCGAGCAAAUGGUCAACGAUGCUGAGAAGUACAGAGAACAGGAUGAAAUCAAAAAGAAGGCCAUUGAGAACGCCAACAAGGCCGACCAACUUGCCAACGACACUGAAAGCUCUUUGAAGGAGUUCGAAGCCAAGUUGGACAAGGCCGAGGCUCAGAAGGUCAAGGACCAAAUCACCUCUCUAAGAGAGAUUGUUGCCAGAGUUCAAUCUGGUGAGGAAGUCGAUGCCGAGGACUUGAAGACCAAGACCGACGAGCUCCAAACUGCCUCCAUGAAAUUGUUCGAGCAAAUGUACAAGAACGACUCUUCCAGCAAUGCGGAAGGUAACGGAGAACCAAAGCAGUAA
This is a messenger RNA of Lachancea mirantina, 1941 nucleotides long. The record is from the annotation of a GenBank genome assembly. Lineage: Eukaryota; Fungi; Ascomycota; Saccharomycetes; Saccharomycetales; Saccharomycetaceae.